Messenger RNA from Caenorhabditis elegans, 1827 nucleotides. It is a transcript of the gene C04B4.2, whose product is annotated as EF-hand domain-containing protein. The transcript has 5 exons. NCBI's taxonomy places the organism in Eukaryota, Metazoa, Nematoda, Chromadorea, Rhabditida, Rhabditidae. The coding region runs from base 41 to 1465 and encodes 474 amino acids. The record is from RefSeq and is marked reviewed.
UUUCAGAGCCAUUCUCUCUUACUUGAAUCGUGUUUUCAAAAUGCAUUUUCAUGUCAACAAUGUUGUCACUUCUUCGCAAAUCGAUGAUGUUCUUGUCAAGAUUUGUACUGGACCCCUUUUUGAUAAUGGGACGCCGUUCAUCACGUAUGGCUGUGUGCUCCAUUUGAGCUCUGAACGAGGAAUCAUCCGAACUUUUGAUGAGAAACUGUGCUUGUUUGAACUCAAGGAUUUGAACAUGGAUGGUGUUGUUGAUAUGACUGACGUUUUGCCUCUUGGAUGUACCUUGAAGUUUUUCGCUACGCGACAAAAUCACCAUACGUUCACAGCGAGUAACGUGAGCCCAAUCUGUGAACCGGCUGCUCAAUUAAUCUUCCUGAACAGCACGGAAAUGAAUGUCAUCACUCCCGAUUUCACUUCUACUGGCUCCAGCAAUCAUUACUCUGUGGAAAAGGAGCGAUUUGCCUACGUGAGAAUUCUCGAGCUCUUCCAGCAACAAGCUGUCCUCUCUUUGCCACUGAGCAGCAUGAUAAGUGAGUUGGGCAAGUUCGGUGAAGACGAUGUCUCUCAAUACAUUGGUAUUUCGGAUGAAGAACGUGGCAUGUUCAUCAAGCGUCGCACCCAUCUUUUCACUGUUGGAUGGAACGAUUUGGUCACUCUUCAGAGUCCAGACUUCUACCAGGCGAUUGUUCUAAUCCUUUCGUACAUCCUUUGCAACGGAGGUGUCACAUCAACUGAGAAUGUCUUCGAGUUCUACCAGACCGAUAACGUGCCGCUGUCUGUUCGUCAACGUACGGGAAGUGACAUGAAUUCCUUCCGGGAAAUUAUCGAUUUUCACUCGUGGGCGUUCACUUUAUCAUCUCACGGUACCUAUGUUUCUGCCAAGAGAAACUUGCCACAUUUCGACUACAUGUCCUUCUUCGAAGGAAUUGUGUGCACCGCAACACCACAACGACAUCAGAAGAGUAAGCUUCUCAAGCACCCACCAGGAUUGCAAAUUCCACUGUUGAAUACCAGAGCACAAGCUCUUGGGCAGGCAUCCAUGCAUCAGCAACAGCAGGAACACAUUUCUAAUCCGUAUCAAGGAUAUCAGCCAUAUUUGCACCGUGAAGAUAUGACCAAUGGAAUGAAGAAGCCAACUGGGACUCUGAUCGAUGGAGCAAACCAAAAGCAUUGUUUUGGGAUGCAGGUUUCAUCACCGGACCGGAAUGCUUUCGAAAAGCCAUCAGUAUUUGGCCACACAUGGGGUGAUGUGAUCGCUUUCAAUAAGAACUCUGCAAACUUCUCACGUGGAAUGCAAUCCAAGAGAAGAUACAAUCUCUCCUCCAUGUUCAGAAACCUGAAGUAUUCUGGAUUCCGCUCAUCAAUUGACUCCACGUCAAGCUCCGACGAUUCUCAAUCCUUGGAUAAUUGCUCGACUUCUGGUGUGAACAACAUGCUCAUUGGUUGCGGUCCACAAAUGUAUUAGAUAUUUUUUGAGCUUGUAUUCUUUUUGCCAUAGUGCCAAUUGUCCGUAAAUUUAUGUUCCCAUUUUUUACCAAAAAACUCCCCGUAUAGUUUUAUCACACCAACCCUAUUGUGUUCCCAUCCCCUAGUUUAUUGAUUGCCGGUAUCUCCUUAGAACGAGGUAUCAAGAGUAUUGCCUUGCUUCUUGCUUCUCAUGAUAAUUAUUAAUCAAUGACCCAUAUAAUAGAUUUGAUUAUAGUAUUAACUGAAAUUUAUAAUAUUCCCUUCUCCUUUUGUUGCCUUGGUUAAGCAUUCAAGUUUUACAUUUGUCAUUAAAAUGUUCUUUCUAUAGAGUUUUGAAUAAAAACUGAUUUCAGAUCGAAU